ACUGGAGCUGUGUGUACAUCCGCGCGGCUGGGGGAAGAAAGUAGUGCGCGGAGUGAGGAGGAAUCGUAUGAGUGUUAUUUUCAGCUCGCGCUUUUCAUCGUAAAACAAAACAAAAAACACACAGAAUUCUAAACUCGUCGGAGGUUUCGGGGAGAAAACGUGAUAUAAAAGUUGUGAAUCUUUUUCCAGAUGUCUCUGGUGGAUCUGGGGAAGAAGUUGCUGGAGGCGGCUCGCUCUGGACAGGAUGACGAGGUUCGGAUCCUCAUGGCUAACGGAGCUCCGUUCACCACAGACUGGCUGGGCACAUCGCCACUCCACCUCUCAGCUCAGUACGGUCACUAUUCAACCACCGAAGUGCUGCUGCGCGCCGGCGUCAGCCGAGACGCUCGCACCAAAGUGGACCGAACACCUCUGCACAUGGCUGCUUCGGAAGGCCACGCCUCCAUCGUAGAGGUGCUGCUGCAGCACGGUGCUGACGUGAAUGCUAAGGACAUGUUGAAGAUGACGGCUCUGCACUGGGCGGUUGAACAUGGACACGGUGACGUGGUGGCGCUGCUGCUGAGGUUUGGCGCUGACGUUCACGCUCAGAGUAAAUUCGGCAAAACGGCGCUUGAUAUUGCGCUCGACAACAACAAUGAGGACCUGGCGGAAAUCCUGCAGGUGGCGAUGCAGAACCAAAUCAACACAAACCCCGAGAGUCCCGACAUGCUGACCAUCCACACUGCAUCUCCUCAGUUCAUCAUCGGCCCGGGGGGCGUGGUCAACCUGACCGGCCUCAUCUCACCCUCGAACACUGCUAAACCUGCAGGUACACACACACACACACACACACACACACACCUCAUCUCACCCUGUAACACUGCUAAACCUGCAGGUACACACACACACACACACACACACACACACACACACACACACCUCAUCUCACCCUCGAACACUGCUAAACCUGCAGUGAUGGCCACAGAGGAGGUGGUGACUGCAGACUCUGUCGAUGGCGCUAUCCAACAGGUCAUGACCUCUGGAGGUCAGCAGGUCAUCACCAUAGUAACCGACGGCAUUCAGCUGGGAAACCUGCAAGGGGGCGGAGCCAUCAACCAGCCCAUUAUAGUCACCAUGCCUGACGGGCAGCAAGUGUUGACAGUUCCAGCCACAGAUGUAGCAGAGGAAACGGUGGUGAGUGACGAACCAUCACUGAAGCGAGCGAGACUGGAAGUGGAAGAAGAGGAGGAAGAGGAGGAGAACACCACCACACACACACACGAGACCAAGGAGAAGGUGGCGUUGUUGAAGCAGUUGGAGGAGGCGAACAGAGAAGCGCAGAAAUACAGACAGCAGUUCCUGAAGAAGGAGCAGGAAGCUGAGGCGUACCGCCAAAAACUGGAGGCCAUCACACGCCAAGGGGGGAAGAAACCGGCGUGACACACAUAUACACGCACACACACACACACACACACACACAUACACACACACACACACACACACAUAUAAAAAGCUUGUGUCAUAACCGGUUACAAAACUCACCAAGAUGAUAUUCUUAUCCGGAACACUUCAAAAUAUCAUCCCGUCCACUACAUCCCAUCCCUAGAGAUGUAGCAUUCCCUGCUAAAUGAAACACGCCCCAUUCAGAACACACUUACCUUUUUAGGCUCCCUAUUUUGGUAUUAUUUAAGACAAUACCCUAAUUCUUAAUUCGUAAAGUUUCAUAUUGGCACAUGGCCUCUGCGCGUGCACACACACACACACACACACACACACACACACACACACGCACACACGCCUGAUUUCUAAGAGACUCUUUCUCACACACACUAAUGUGUUUUUUUUGCAUUUUUAACAGACAUUUGUUUACCAACCCACGUCAUCAUCCAUCGGUCAGAACCCUGCGCCCUGUUCCCUACCUAGUGCACUUCUUUUGGGAGAAAAAGCAUUAAUAUUGAGUGCACUUGUGAAAUCCCACAAUGCAUUGCAGCAUGUUAGCAUCCAAGCCCUGUGUACAGAAUACUCUAAAUGGGGUGUGGAGGCUAUAGGGAUUAAGGAAUAGGGCACCCUUGUGUGUUUUCUUUUCCACCCAGCUGUGAUUACGUGAACGUCGAGUUUGUUUCUAAAUAAAACCUGAAUCUGAUGACGUGAUGACGUGAUGACGUGGCUUGUGUGGAAUAAACGGCACUGUAGCGAGGGUGUGUUUCACUCUCUC
This is a messenger RNA of Ictalurus punctatus (channel catfish), 2194 nucleotides long. RefSeq names its product GA binding protein transcription factor subunit beta 1 (gene gabpb1). The record is from RefSeq and is a predicted model, not a curated record. Gene Ontology annotation, biological process: positive regulation of transcription by RNA polymerase II. Bases 190 to 1419 code for a protein of 409 amino acids. Gene Ontology annotation, molecular function: transcription cis-regulatory region binding; protein binding. The transcript has 8 exons. Lineage: Eukaryota; Metazoa; Chordata; Actinopteri; Siluriformes; Ictaluridae. Gene Ontology annotation, cellular component: nucleus.